Molecule: messenger RNA, 601 nt
Organism: Rhodofomes roseus
Lineage: Eukaryota; Fungi; Basidiomycota; Agaricomycetes; Polyporales; Fomitopsidaceae
Exons: 2
Coding region: 65-601 (178 amino acids)
Source: RefSeq, a predicted model, not a curated record
CACAGACCUCGCCUCCAAUUCAAGUUCCCAACUCAGUACUGAACGACAAACGACUCGGACAACCAUGCCCAUCCGUGAUUUCUCGACUCCAGCCUUCGCCAGCGGCGGCGUCCGCCUCGCCCUCGCCCGCAGGGACGACGUGAACCGCAACCAGUACAUGCUCGUCCUCGCCACAGGCUACGGCAUGGCGGAGACCCGCAAGGGCGCCACGCUCAACUGCACAACAUCAUCGAGCGCCGCCAACGCACCUGCCCUCAGCCCCGCCGGCCACCCACUCAUCUGGUUCGAUGCCAACUGGGAUCGCGAACCGGGCGACUCGACGUUCCCAGAGGGAGGCCUGCUCAACUCGUUGCUGGCGGCGGAGCCUCCCGUAGUACGGCUGACCGGUCGCGGGCGCACUGCGGCAGACAAGUUGAAGGGUGGGGAGCGCGUCGCGCAGGAGGUCGAGAUACUGCUCGACGAAGAUGAGCUCGCACACGUAUGCUGCUAUUGUGGCGAACCCGAGUUGGUGGAUGGGGAGAGGUGGAAGCUGUGCAACGAUACUGCGUCUCAGCCUGCAUACUGCUGUCCCACAGACAAUCGGCAGUCCGAAGGAAUAUGA